CGUCGCUAGUUAGUCAAUGUUUUCCAGUUCUUCGCUUCUCUCGCUAGCAGGUGACAUAAACCGAGCGCCUUUAUUCGCUUUUGGUGACGUAACUUCAUCUGGUGGAUGCUGUUUCAGUUUCUUCCGUAGUGGCACACUGUUGGGAAAGUUACAGUUCCAUCUGAGAACGCUGAAAACGAUCGAUUUUUGCACUAACCCAUCGUGAACCAGAGACGUGCGGAAGCAUCACGACACCAGCCGGACAGCCUAAGCAACAUGCAUUUAUGCGUGAUUGGAGCCGGAGUGGUCGGAUUGACCACCGCACUGGAACUGCAGCGUGAGUUUCGCAACGCCAGUGUUACCAUUCUGGCCGAUCGUUUCGAACAGGAUACAUGCAGCGAUGUGGCGGCCGGAUUAUUUCGACCCGGAACGAGCUUUUCCGGUCCGACAGAGGAAAUAACCAGGAAAUGGAUUUCUGAUGCGUAUCUCUACUGGGACGAAAUUCGCAAAACCGUCGAGUCCUCCGAGGCCGGAGUGGCGCAGCUUUCCUCGUACAUCUUCUCCAGCACGGAUCCAGCGAUUGUGAGGAAUCGAUAUAUCGAGAAAAUUCUGCCAGUGUAUCGUGCUGCAACGGAAAAUGAGCUCACUCUUUGUCCCGGAGAGUGGAAGUAUGGUUCCUUCUACACGACUGUCCUGACGGAAUGCAGACUUUUCCAACCGUGGGCAACGAAAAAAUUCCUUCGCAAUGGAGGUCGCAUUGUUACACAGAAAGUCGAAUCUUUUUCGGCAGUCACCGGCGGUCAGUACGACGUGGUUGUGAACUGUACCGGUAUGGGUGCGAAAAAGCUAUGCACCGACUUCAAACUGGUGCCAAUCCGGGGCCAGGUGAUCAAAGUGAAAGCCCCCUGGGUGAAGACGGCUUUCUACGCCGACUAUGACACCUACAUCAUUCCCGGCUUCCAGGGUGUUACGCUGGGUGGUUGUCGGAACUACGACAGCUACAACGAGAAAGUGUGCAAGCACGAUUCGGCUGCCAUCCGGGAACGGUGUGAGGCACUGCUGCCCAGCUUGAAGGGGGCUCCGGUCAUCCGGGAAGCCGUUGGGUUGAGACCCCAUCGGGAUCCAGUGCGGGUGGAACCGGAACUAUUGGACCUCGCUGGUGGACGGUUGAAAGUCGUUCACAAUUAUGGACACGGAGGAUAUGGCGUGACCACGUCGCCCGGAACGGCGAUUUAUGCAACACAAUUGGUGAAGGAUAUGCUCAAGAGCAAUAGCAAGUUGUAAAAGGGUAGAAUUUGAAGAUGCAUGUUUGAUAAAAUCACAUACUGUCAGACAUAACAUUAUGAAACAUUGCAUCGUUUACUGCUACUGAUGUUUGGUCCAUGAUUUGCCCAUCAACAGAUGCCGUGUUUUGUGACGCUGCAUUUAAUAGUAAAUGUACCAUCUUUGUUUGUUUGGAUAUUAUAUUACUGUAUAGUAUAAUUGUAAAUAUAAAGGAUGACGCAAAAAAUCACAGACAACAUUAUAAUGUACUGCUUUUUAUUACUAUUUGGCGACUAUCAUAUCACUAUAAUUACCCCGGAUCUACACGGUUACUGAGAAGUUUUAUUUACCUUUUAUCUCUAGUCUGUUUUUCUGUAGAAUAAAUUGUUCAUAAAUUAUUUACAUUAAAUGAUAUCUCGUGAGGUGGAUGGACUACAAUACCCCUCGAUACCAUGCGUCUCCAUCCUCCAUCCCCCAUUUUUUGGACCACGUUCCUCUAAAAUGGCAUUCCACACACAAAUUGCAGAAAUAAUUCAUAUGGACAUGUUUGUGGUCAAACAAUCGUAAAUGACUUCAAUGCUUCGAAAAAAAAAUGCGAAGCGACGAACCCUUAAUUUGAAAUUAUCGAAUGCUCGUUUCUAAUAAAGGAUAACCAAACAAUUGGAAAAUAGGGUAUCGGCAGGGAAUACCAUCCGUUACUCUGUUGGAUGGAAGGAAUGUGGCUUCUAACGGAACAGGUAUGUCUGUCUUAUAAUAUUCGAGGGGACAACGCUCUUCGGCACCGAGGAGUUGGUUUCCUACUUAACGCCUUAGCGUCCAGGCGCAGGCUCCUCAAGUAGGAGCCAAUUAACAAGAUAAUAAUCUUUAUCAGACUUAGAAAACGGGUUCGGCGCCGAUGGGUCACCGAUCGCACUUUGCCCAAAUUCAGGAUAGGCUCGGAUAGCGAUUUAACACACAGCACAACUGAAAAUUUGGAACUCAUAACAGCAAAGAAGAGUAGAGCAGAGCAGUAAGUGAAGGAGAAGAAUUCAGCAUGAGCGAGAUUGCAGCAAUACCGCACAAGAGCAAACAAGGUCGAAACUCCGGAUGAAAAAAAAAACUCCAGCAGGAUGAUCGAGACUGUAAAGAGACGGGGCAACCUUACCGCGCUAAAAUCACACAAAAAUUCUGUAAUUAACUACUUACUGUUUCCGUUACCAUUACCGUUCACGUAAGGGACAUGUGCCACAGAUUGACAUGUGUAACAUAAAGGGGAACCCUACUUACGAACAAAUUUGAGGUUAUCCAGAGGUAGCACAACGAAGAGCACCUGAAUGGCGAUAUGGCAGACAACGAUUUCGGUUUGGUUACGAUACUGGGAGCACUCGGGCUGGACAUGAAUAUCCCAGCUCCGGUUCUUCGUCCUCAGUCGUUGUUUCCGCUGAAAAGCUCAAAAUAAUUGUUUUUUACAGUCAAACCUCUAUGAGACGAUGUUCUAUGACUUGAUAACGACGCAUGGAAGCAAAUUAUUCCAUUUGAAAAAAUACUUUCUGGGUUAUUGUGAAAACAGUUUUCCAAUGAUUUUAUCCUCAACAUAUUGACCAUAUGGUCUCUUUAAUAUCGAUUUCUUGAGGUUUGACUAAGUUUAACUGUAAUUAAAAAAAAAAUUGGGCUAAAAGAAAUUUUGAAAUUCCCACUAAAGGCAAAUUUCUAUACUGGUCCAGUGUUAUCCAUUUAAACUACUAACCCGAGAAAAGCUUGAUUUCAAAUCGUUAACUUGUACUAAUGUUGUGAAGUUACCGAUUUUUAUUACUUAAGUUGACGUUGUUAUGGUCCUUUUAAUUAGUUAAAAAAAUUAAAUCUACAGCAGAAAAUCAUAAUAUUAAAUCGUACACAUGUUCUGCUGUCGUUGAGAGCAAGUCCUAAUUAUGAUCUUGGUUUUCAAUUACAGAAUAAGUAAUCAGUACACUACUAAAAAUCUACACAUAUUUAUUGGCAAAAAUCCAUAGAUUUAACUUAUGAUGUAUAUCAGUGCACACAUAAUCAUUCUCCACACGAACUACUAAUAAAAUAUAUAUUCAAAUAAACUUUAUGUGUGGUCUCGAAUUAGCAAUUAUUUAAUUUAUGUGUGGUUCUAUAUCGAUUAUAUUAGGGUGGAGCUAUUGCAAAAAUUUAUAACGGCGACACAUAUAUCUUAUAUAGAUAUUUUUGGCAGUGUAUGAUGUACAGAGAAGUAAAAUCCAAAUAAAUCAUGAAAAUUAAAAUUUAAAAACAAAUUAUAAUUUCAAUUUGAUGUAAACAUGAAAAUAUGUUUUUUAUUUGCUCUCAAUAUGAUUGCUUGGGAAGUAGCUCCAGUUGGAAACAUAAACAAAUGAUGUAAAAAAAUGAUAACCUUACAGUGCAAAAAAGUUACAGUCAUAAAAUGAUGUACCUAUCAAAUAAAUAUGUAUAAGCUUUAA
Molecule: messenger RNA, 3680 nt
Organism: Armigeres subalbatus
Lineage: Eukaryota; Metazoa; Arthropoda; Insecta; Diptera; Culicidae
Gene: Daao1
Product: D-aspartate oxidase
Exons: 5
Coding region: 256-1263 (335 amino acids)
Biological process (GO): D-amino acid catabolic process
Cellular component (GO): cytoplasm
Molecular function (GO): D-amino-acid oxidase activity; FAD binding
Source: RefSeq, a predicted model, not a curated record